Molecule: messenger RNA, 7028 nt
Organism: Biomphalaria glabrata
Lineage: Eukaryota; Metazoa; Mollusca; Gastropoda; Planorbidae
Product: furin-like protease kpc-1
Exons: 17
Coding region: 147-2657 (836 amino acids)
Biological process (GO): peptide hormone processing
Cellular component (GO): trans-Golgi network; Golgi membrane
Molecular function (GO): serine-type endopeptidase activity
Source: RefSeq, a predicted model, not a curated record
ACUUAUUUUACAAUGUAUAUGUUUUGUUGAGUGGCAGAGUUCUAGGCCUUACAAUAAAUUUGUUGUUUUUUGUUCCUUCUUUAAGUACGGAUGUGUAAAAAAAAAAGUAGACCUCUAAUAUAGCCAGAAAUCAGGGAAGGGCUAUCAUGUCUGUUAGGCUGUACAGUUUGUCAAGAUGGACAGAGCUUAUAUGGAUAUUUCAGUUACUAUUUGAUAUAUUAGCUGCCAAUGUGUAUACUAACCAUUUUGCUGUUCAUAUAGAAGGAGGCAAUCAUGUAGCAGAUAAUGUAGCUAGACAAACUGGAUUUAAAAACUUGGGGCAGAUAGGCUCCCUUCAUGACCACUACCUGUUUGAGGCCCCACACAGACAUAGGAGGUCAGCAUCACCAAGCCAUGAAGACCAUGCAACAUUACAUCAACAUGACCAGGUGAACUGGUUUGAACAACAAACUGUCAAGUCUAGAAAAAAGAGAGACUUUCACCCUAAAGGUACAGAACAAUUUAACGUACUGGAUCCAUAUUGGAGUAAUCAGUGGUAUUUGAAUAAAGGUGCCUUUGGUAACAAUGACAUGAAUGUUAUAAAGGCAUGGCAGUUAGGGUUCACUGGGAAAAAUAUUGUUAUAACUAUUCUUGAUGAUGGAUUAGAGCGUACACACCCAGACCUUAAAACUAAUUACGACUCCUAUGCAAGCUAUGAUGUAAAUGACCAUGAUAGCGACCCAACGCCUCGUUAUGAUCCAUCAAAUGAAAACAGGCAUGGAACAAGAUGUGCUGGUGAAGUGUCUGCUGAAGCUAAUAACAGUUACUGCACUGUGGGUAUUGCUCCAAAUUCCAGAAUAGGAGGUGUGCGCAUGUUAGAUGGUGAAGUCUAUGAUGCUGUGGAGGCUGCUUCCUUGAGCUUUAACCGCAGCCACAUUGACAUCUACUCGGCCAGCUGGGGCCCUGAUGAUGAUGGCAAAGUUGUUGAUGGUCCAGGAACUCUGGCAAAGAAAGCCUUUAUUAAUGGCAUAGAAUAUGGUCGUGGUGGUAAAGGUUCUAUAUUUGUCUGGGCAUCUGGGAAUGGUGGCAGUGCUCUGGACUCGUGUAACUGCGAUGGCUAUGCCAACAGUAUCUUCACUUUGUCUAUCAGCAGUGUGUCAGAGAAUGGGGUAAAACCUUGGUAUCUGGAGGAGUGCUCCUCAACACUGGCUACAACCUACAGCAGUGGAGCAUACAAUGAGAAACAAAUUGCCUCAACAGAUCUCCAUGAAAAAUGUACAACAAGCCACACUGGCACAUCAGCUUCUGCUCCUUUGGCUGCUGGGAUGGUUGCUCUUAUACUGGAAGCCAACAAAGAUCUGACGUGGAGAGAUGUCCAGUAUAUUACUUUAAUGACCGCCAGGCCUGGACCUAUUAGAGAUGGAGAAUGGGUGACUAAUGGUGUUGGCCGAAAAGUGAGCCUUCGUUAUGGUUAUGGUUUGAUGGAUGCUUAUGAAAUGGUCAAGCUGGCUCAACAGUGGAUAACUGUCCCAGAGAAAAGGGAAUGCAUAGCUCUAUCAGAUGUCAAGGAUGUACCUUUGGCACCUCACCAGAGGUUUACCAGUGAAAUUGUCACUGAUGGCUGCAAAGGAACAAAAUUAGAAGUGACUUAUCUUGAGCAUGUCCAAGCGGUCAUCUCCUUGACCUAUGAAGUUAGGGGCAAUGUGGUCAUCUUUCUCACAUCUCCUAAGGGGACCAGAUCUCAGCUCCUGCCACACAGGCCCAAUGAUGUUAACGCCGGAGGUUUUAAAGAAUGGCCCUUCCUCUCCGUCCACUUUUGGGGAGAGAACCCUCAGGGAGUUUGGACUCUGGAGGUUCAAGAUGGUGACCAAUACAAUUCCCAAGAAUCAGGAGGUGUUUUAACGAGCUGGUCCCUAGUGUUUCAUGGAACAGUGGAAUAUCCAAUUAGGUUUCAGAAUGAGACAACAAAAACAUCUCCACCUCCUGUAACAACAGCCUUACCGAACAUCGAUAGUAUAAAGAGCCAAGAAAACUGCAAUGCAGAAUGUAAAGGAGGGUGCCGUGGUCCCUUAGACACAGAUUGCAUAGAGUGUAAAAAUUUUCACAUUGGACAUUUAAAGAAAUGUGUGCCUAAAUGUCCAGAUGGCUACUAUUCUAAAGACAACAUGUGUUUCUCAUGUGAAGUGAGCUGUGCUUCAUGUAGCGGCCCAAUGCUGACCCAAUGCCUGAGCUGCCCCCCAGGCCAUCAGCUUCUGAACCCCAAAGCCAAGCAAAUGAUUUGUUCACCAGACUGCCUGCCUGGGUUCUAUCUCAAUGCUAAUACUUGCCUUCCUUGUGACCCCACAUGUAAGGAGUGCCGGCAUUCCAGCGCUGAUUGCAUUUCUUGCAACCCUAAUUAUAAACUUGUAGGGGAUGUGUGCCUGCCUGAGAAGGAAGCCCAGAGUCCAUUGGAUAAAGACAGUGCCUCCUCCAUGAAGAGCCUAGAGAACACAGCCAUCAUCAUCAUAGUCGUGUGCCUGUCUAUCUUGUUGAUCACCUCCUUGAUUGUCACCCUCUUGUUUGCUCGUAGGUAUAGCUACCUUUGCUGGGCAGACAAAAAAUUCUAUGGCCAGAUACCUCGGGAUGAGGAUGAUGCAGAUGUCAGGUUUGCUUACAGUGAUGAGAUUGAAGAGUACUGAUUGGUGCGUGUGACUAGAGCAUUUCUUAGAGUGUUUGUGUCAAAUAUACUUGGUAAAAUUGUUUCUUUGCUUGAUUGUGGCGGGGUAACAUAUUCUAAACACUACUUAUUGUUGUAUAGGAAUAUUAUAAGUUAAAAAAAAAGCAUUAGAAAAAAAAUUGUUUAAAUUAAAAAAGUAUAAUAGUAAUAUUUCCAGCUGUUUUCAAGCAUUAAAUAUUUAUUAAGCAUUACCCGGUGUAAACUUAUUAAACAGGUUUGUCUGUUUGCGUUAAUGUUAAGCUAAUGUUUUAAAUUAUAUCUUCAUUGAACUCCUGAGAAAAACUUUUGCAAAUAAAUGAAUGUAUAUUAAAUAUCUGGUCAGAAAAAAAAAUAGUUGUUGUAAAAGAAAAGUAUUUAUGCAAUAGACUAAAAUGAUCUAAAGAAUCUGGCUGCAAGUUACUGAAAAAUGUCCAUGAAAUGAAUAACUUGUCAGUCAUUUGCAAGCAGUGUAUGCACUUGUAAGAAUUGUGUUUGGAUUCAAUGCAUUACAGAAACUGUUAAGUGUACAAGGUUUGUGAAUGUCUGAAUGCAGAUUGGAAAUGUGUUGGACGUUAUACAAGAUCAAAUAUUGAUAUAUACAUUUGUAAUUGAUUCAUGUUUGUUUUGUUGGACUGUAUCAUAUCACAAACUUUAUAUCCAGACAGACUGUCAACAUUUCUUAGAGAUUUCUUAACUUGAAUUAAAAUGGAUGCAUUCAUUGGACGCCAAAAACUCUUUACUUAUAAAACCUCUAUGUGGGAUGCUAAUACUUCAAGCAUAAAUAUUUCAAUAAUUUACUUUUUCUUUAAUUCAUAUGUGUCUGUUCCAGUUAUUACAGCAUUUAUACAUAGUGUUAUUUAGAGUUGUAUGUUUUUGUAAUUGAAAUCACCGGGAAACAAAUAUUUAUUUUAAUAAUAUGUAUUUCUGCCUAUUCUUUUGAUCUACCAACACUUAAUCUCAAGCUAUUUGAAACUGUACAUACUUGGAAUGCCAUAUUCAGAAAUGAAAAACAACAAAAACAACUUAUUGACUAUUGUUAAUGACAGGUUUUGAGUAUAUGGAGUCCAAAUUUAAUUAAUAAUAUGGAAAAAAAAAGUAAAUAGAAAAUCUGAAUAAUCCAUAACAUUGUUGUAUGUUGUUAUUUAUAUUUGAAUUUCAACAUUUUUUUUUUUUUGCUUUUCAAUUUAUUCAUUUUUAUUCUAUUUCUUGUUUUACAUGAUGGACAUAGUGAAAAGUCAAACCUCAUUAUGUUGAGCUAGAAAUGAUAUUGGUCUAUUCAAAGCUUAGUUAAAACUUUUGAAAAAACUGUACUUAGGAAGGAUAUCUUUUCAAUAGAAAAAACAUGUUCAUAUGACAGUUCAGUGUAAUAAGGUUUGUCUUUUAUUUUCAUCAUAAAAAUGCUAACAAUAUGCUUUUGUUAGGAGGAAAUUGAUUUACAUUAAUUUAUAGUAGUAUUGGGGAAAAUCUGUCUUUCAUUGUCAUAAUUCUGGUAAAGGUUUUUGAUAAAAUAUCACUGCUGCAAAAUUUGAGUACAACAUUUUGAUGACAUCCUUAUGGUACAUAUUCUGACAAAUGUGAAGAAUUGAAACAUGUUUAGUUGCUAAGAUUCACUUGAAGUAUUAAGUAUCAGUCAUACAUACACAAGUUUUAGGGAUACUAGGAUUGAACUGGGGAUUGACAGCCUGGCCUGAAUUCCGUUGCAUUGAUCAGCUCUAUUUUGGUACCUGGUCUUGUGUGAGGAAGUAAAGGGUUAUUGGUUGUAGCUGGGUAGUUUAAAGGUUAAGCUUAUUGGUUUUAGCUGGGUAUUUUAAAGUUUAAGGUUAUCGGUUUUAGUUGUAUAGUUGAAAGGUUAAGGUUAUCUGUUUUAGCUGGGUUGUUAAAAGGUUAGGAUUAUUGGUUUACUGAAAUGUAACACUGUGACCUCCCCUGCACAGCAAUGCUAUGCACCAGUUGUUGAUGUGAUCACCAUCACUUUAAUUGAUAAUUCUUUGAGAAAAAUACAUCCACACAUGUACCUAUAAAUGUACCUAUUAUUUUGUUAGAAAGGCGAACUAACAGUAUCUGACAUUGAAAAAAAAAAAAAUGUCAGUGUAUUGUUGAAUGUUUUACUUAGCAAAAUAAAAAAAAAAAGUCCGAUUCAGUGAAAGUUGUGUACAUAAUUUUGUUGGACAGUUUGAAUGUUGUAGAGACAUUGAUUGUGAUACACUUGUGUUUACAUAGAUCUAAAUGAACGGGAGCUAGAUGAAACAAUAUUUGUAGACUUGAUUCAACAUUUGUUAUUAUUGACUGCAUUCUGUGCAUGUUUUAUUGUUGAUAUACAAAGAUGAAGAAGACCAUUCUUAUUAAAAAUUUCCACAGCUUUUCAUCUGAUCCAGAACACCUUCACCUGUAAGUGGAACAAUUAUAUUAAUACCAUGUAAUAUAAAGAAAAAAAUAUUAAAAACUCUGUUCAAUUUGUAACUCAAAAAUGUUUGUUAAAUCAAAAUGAUUUGAUAUUUAAGAUAUGGAUUAUAAAAAUAUUUACAAUUUUAAUUGAAAGACAUGUAUGUCAUGAACUUUGACCAUUUAAUAUGUAAUGUAUAUCACAUAGAUUCUUGCUAACAAUUCUUUCCUUGUUUCUUCCAUUCUGUUAUUGACAUCGUCUACAUUUGCUGAGGACAUUUUGUCACUAUUUCCUGAAUAGAUUUUUGGCUGUGAAAUCUUUUUUUUAAUGUAUACCUGAUCUUUUUUUUUUUUUUUUCUUCUGCAGAUGAUAUGUUUGGUUGUUUAAUGUAACAACUUUGUGUUUAUACAUGUAGAUCUAAGCUGUCUUGUAUAGCUCUGUCUUAAGAUUGAAUUGUUAGAAAUGUUUUUAUUUCUAUUAGUUGUUGUAGAGCUGUAUUUCUCUGUAAGUUAAGAAAAGAUUUCCUGACAGCCUUUUAGUUAUAGCUAAAGAAAUGAUCUAUUGUGUUGUUUUUUUUUGUUGUUGUUUUUAAUUAAAAAAAAAAUUUCCUUAAAUCUUCAAUGUCAUACACAUUUCAUGAGCUUAAUCUACAUUUCCAAUAUCUUUUAAAAGAUCAUUUUAGAACAGGUCAUUAUUUUUUUAAAAGCAUUUCUAGAUUAUUAAUAGAAUUCAUAUGAUGUUUAUGAAUAAUAGAUGUCAAUUAUUUUAUUAAAAAAAAAAGAAAAUCUAAAUUAAAACAUUUGGAAUCUGUUUUUCUUCAAAGCUGCUUUUAAAUAUUCCGUAGAAAUACAUAUCAUUGGAAUGAAAAAUCAUUAAUAAAAGGCCAGUUUUAUUAGAUGGAGUACACAUUUUAAACGUUUUACUGGAAAGCACUUCAAUUGUUAUCCGUGGAUAUAUGUUAUAUAUUUUUGUAUGUGUCUACUCAACAUUUCUCAAAGAUUAUUGGUUCCUCUUCUUUUCUAAUGUAUAGGAUUGAUUAAGGACACUGAAGGAAGGAAGCUUCUGCUUUUGAUAUGUUCAAACUUGAGUAUGUUCAAACAAUUAGAAUCUAGACUGAAUUUUAAUCAAAUCCAAUGUUGCAGAUUCAUUUGAAGCUCUUGUUACUUACAGAAUGGUUUAUGGGAAACAUUUUUUUUUACCAUAUGUUCUAAUUUCAUCACCCUUCUUUCAUAGUGAGACUUGAGUGGUCAUUGUUGUGUUGAAUUGAUCUCUGUUCUAGAAAGACCAUUAUGCUUCAGUUACUUCUCUGUCUGUUGGAUAAAAGAUUCCAUAGUUGUUUUUCUCGUUUUUGUUUAAGUCUUUAAGUAUAAAACAAUUUUUUUCUUGUGAGAGCCAGGCUUAUCUCUGGUGGCAACUUCAGCUCAGUAAGCUAGAAACUUUAAAAAAAAAAUUUAACUAUAUUCUAAAAUUGGCUUUUAUUUUAUGAGCGGUUACUUUACUAGUCUCAUUUGUCUACUAGUCUUAGUGUCAUAGUCUCUGCCCAGUAGCUGGAUACACACUAGUUGAGGCUGUGCUACAGUUUGUUGGUUGAGUCAAAGAGUUUGGAUAUUGCCUGAGUCUUCUUGUUAGCUGUACAUAUCUAUUAUUGUUGAUCCUCAGCUGUCAGUUCACCCUUUGACCUUUAGUACACCCUUUGACCUGUAGUACACUUGAAGGUUCUUAGCUCCUUGCCUCUUUCCUUUGAAAAUACUUUUAUUGAAACUUCCUCCAAAGUUUUCAAAUCUGUAUGUGGGUGUCUUAAUUGUUUGUGUGUGUGUGUGUGCUGAAAUAAUCAUUUUUAAUCUGCACUGAUUUUCUUUUUUUUUUUUCUGACUCAUAAUAAGACUUUAUAUAUAUAUUGACAUAUACAUGUAUAUUCUUUUUUUUUUCUGUUUGUUAAACUAUGAAUAAAAUGAUCUUGAAAACAUUGUC